Messenger RNA from Aspergillus glaucus CBS 516.65, 2055 nucleotides. RefSeq lists its product as uncharacterized. The coding region runs from base 1 to 2055 and encodes 684 amino acids. Lineage: Eukaryota; Fungi; Ascomycota; Eurotiomycetes; Eurotiales; Aspergillaceae. The record is from RefSeq and is a predicted model, not a curated record. The transcript is spliced from 2 exons.
AUGAAGAGGAGCAAUAGUGAGCUAUCGAGCCCUAGUCAAUGCUACAAGCGCCCCUACCAAGGUAUGGACCGACCCUAUACCCUGACUACCUUAUCGGUGCUUGGUCGACUUGCUAAUCUGGAUCUGGUGGAAAUAGAUGAGCCCAGGUCAUCAGGCUUACAAUCACCUGUACCUCAGUCGUCGCAACCAUUCAUUGAAUCCUCACAGCCCGUCUCUAUUGUGACUGAGAAAUCCCUAGGUGAUAAUAGCUCCAGCGAGAAGGGACGCUGGAGAGAAUAUGAAGACGAGCCUGACAAAUUUUUUGAACACCUUGACUUGCCUCCAGCCUCCAAGGUGUACCUGAGACGCAAAUUUCAGUUACAUGCAGAAACUACAAAGGAUAACCUCAAGAGCUUUCUAGUCUUUACUGCUAUGACUGACCUUUCACGAAUCAAAACGGUCAUCGGGCUUUCUGGGAAGGAGAAAUCUAUUCAGUGGUCACUACUUGAUUUGAGUAGCUCAUUAGAGAUGACAGAUGCAUCUUGUGAUGAUUUGAUUUUCUGCUGGCUUGAAGCCAUGAAAAUCAACUGCUUUGUGACUGCAGAACAUACAGAUGAGUAUGAGCAGCUUUUUUGUUACCUGCUCCCGAUAGCUGUCAAACCUGUGGAAGAAAUGUCAGACGUUGUUGCAUCAGCAUUCCACAGAGAAGAAAGGCCAACUCCAGAUGGACGACUAGCCAGUGAGGGGAUAUACCGCAAAAUUGUCCAGUACUACAAGGCUUAUCCUAAUGGAAAAUAUUUGGCACCAUAUACAUCGGUAGUGGGGCCUUCUGGUAUUGGGAAGAGUUUCAUCAUAUCCCAAAUGGCCCAUGGCUACGGCGUAUAUGUGGUGUACUCAAAUUUCGCAGAAAAAGGAAAGCUGCCAUACCCAGAGAGGUCAGCUAUUGCAGACAUACUACCACACAAGGAGAUCAGGACUGUUCAAGCCUCUUUCUGGGAGAGUUACCUAAUGGUAGCCAUGUGUGAUGUAGAACUCUGCAGGCGUGUUGGAGUAUCACCAGGUGGUUUUUAUUGUCUACAAACAAUGAAAGCAUAUCGUGACUACCAAGAAGAUUUCUCAAAAAGAGUUUUCACCUUCUUCAAAAGCUACAGAGACAUAGAUAUGCAGUUAGAUGAGUCUAACCAGAAACGUCGUGCAAAACUCGCUGAGCUACUGUGUGCCAAUGUUGAAGUGUCUGAGAAAAGGCUGGAAUCAUGGCAGGAACAUCUUAAAAAAAACAACCACAACCCAACAGUUACAGCAGCCACAGGCAAGAAUGUUCCAAAUGCCUUGAUCUGUUUAGAUGAAGCUCGUACAUUGCUUGAUGGGGAGGAGUCUCUUUUGUUUCGGUCCUUCAGAGACGCGAUUCGCAGCAGAUUUGCCCGAACCAGCAAGAUGGGAAACCUGAAUCUGACCAAGCCUCAAGUGUUCUGCAACCAUUUUUUCAAACAGGAAGAAGACCUGACCAAGAAGACACUGGAAAAUGCCUUCCUGCAUGGUGCGGGGAUCAUCCUCCCGGAUUGCUUCCCUGGAGCCGACCUCCUGAUUCCCAUAAAGUUGCCUGGUGGAAAAAUGACCUUCUUUGGCAUACAGGUUAAGAACAGGGCGAGAGAUUCGUACUCGGGCUCCCUCAGGGAUGAGACUAUACACUCUUUCUCAAAAGCCGCAAAGACUCUGAGGCCAGAUGUGCCCUUUAUUGGGCUGACUAUGGCCCUUAGACGCGAGAAGUAUGCUAAUGAAGACCAGUCUGUUGGUAUUGUGCAUCCCCCAGAGCCAACUGGACAUGACACUCGCAGUACCACGUCGCCGUCGGCUGAAUACAACUGGCCAAAGAAAAACAAAAGAAUUCUGCUUUUGGCCGUCGGCUUAGAUGAGACUGUGUAUCCGGGCAUAACUAGUUGUAAGGGAGAAAAAAGUCUGGACUCUGAGGCAGUACUACCUUUGCUAAACCGCCUGCUGCAUUGCAAACCUGGUGUUACGUUGCCAGACGAUGCAGAUUUAGUCUAUGCCAAUCGCAUCAAGUCCCUGGAUGUGUGA